This is a messenger RNA of Caenorhabditis remanei, 516 nucleotides long. RefSeq lists its product as uncharacterized. The transcript is spliced from 2 exons. The record is from RefSeq and is a predicted model, not a curated record. Bases 1 to 516 code for a protein of 171 amino acids. NCBI's taxonomy places the organism in Eukaryota, Metazoa, Nematoda, Chromadorea, Rhabditida, Rhabditidae.
AUGGAUUAUCACGUGGGACCAAUUGGAGUUGAGCCUCCAAAGCUCUGUUGUAUUCCAGCUCGUCCUCUUGUCUGUGUUCUCGCAAUUCUCGGAAUCUUGAGAAGUAUUUGUGUAUUCUUUGAAACUCCAACAUUCACAAAUGGAUUCUUCCUCUCUAUUUUCAUCUUUCUCGAUUCGAUUCUUCUGAUUGGAGCAGCUAAAAACAGAGAAAAGCACUUGAGUUGGUCGUUGAAAGUAGUUUUCGUUGGAAUCGGAUUCGCUGCUCUCCAACUUCUCAUCUUCCCAGUUAUUGCUGCAAGUGCUGUCGCUUCUGGAUCAGUUCCUCACUCUUAUAAGAUGGUUGAAAGCAUGGUGAAGAUGGUUUUAGGAGGGAAUCAGGAGAACUUUAUGAAUGGAGUGGCAGCUGGUUAUGUUGUCGAGAUCGCCACUAUUUUGUUGAUUGGAGUCCAAACCCUCAAGUAUGUCAUCGUCAAUCGUCUGUGGGAGUACGCAAAGGUUACGGAAGGAAUUCUAUAA